Ooceraea biroi (clonal raider ant) is the source of this 3239-nucleotide messenger RNA. RefSeq names its product arginine--tRNA ligase-like protein (gene ArgRS). Gene Ontology annotation, cellular component: cytoplasm. Gene Ontology annotation, biological process: arginyl-tRNA aminoacylation. Lineage: Eukaryota; Metazoa; Arthropoda; Insecta; Hymenoptera; Formicidae. Gene Ontology annotation, molecular function: arginine-tRNA ligase activity; ATP binding. The record is from RefSeq and is a predicted model, not a curated record.
GAUUAUUCUUGAGAUUAUUUUGUCUUUUCUCGGAAAGUAUGAGGAAAUUUUAUGUAAAACGAAAUCAAAAUUUAUACACAUUUCUUGUAUUCUCUAGAUUAUGCGUCGACGCGUCUACAAAAACUGAUCAACUACAAGAAAUUGAAAAUAAUUAAGUAAAUGAGAAAAAUUAAGUAUAAAUUAAUAUUUUUUAGAAAAAAUUAUAUAAUUUUCAAGUCGAUUUUACUCUUAUGAUCGUUACCUGAUUACCUGAUACGUUAUCUGACUUUUUACACUUCUGAUUAAUCAAUAUAGUAGUCGCCUGUAAUUGUACUUUAUGUACUUUUGUUCUUUUUGUCUUUAAUAUUUAAUUAUAUACUUAUUUAAUUUUAAACGAUAUAACAAAUAUAACAAUAGUUACAAAAAAAUAAAGAGAAAGAGAGUUCAUACCGUCCGUUGUUUAAGACGGCGUCUUACAGUGAAGAUACACUCCUUUUGCGUGUAACCACGUGGUUAUCUUUCGGAAUAUACCAUGGAAAACAAUAUUAAAACAAUGUCAAAUCCUGAUUUGGAAGCAUUUGAGAAGCGAGCGACUGCAGCGGAGAAGGAGAUACAUCACUUGAAGCAACAAAUUGUAUUGUUACAAGAAAGCGUUAAACCAAAUGGCUCUCACAAUUCCAAUGUAAAUAUGGAGGAGUUUGAGAACUUGCAACGAGAAAAUGUCAAACUGAAGCAUAGGAUAGAGAUACUCAAGAAUGUUGUGGAGGAAGAAAGGAUGAAAGCAGGCCUCAGCCAGUCCAGUAUCUUCUCAACCGAAUUUUCAAUUUGCAUACACAGUGUCCUUUGCGAGCUGUUCACGGAUGCUAUUAAAGCUGCUUUUCCCGAGGUGAUAAACGCACCGGUAAUAGUGACCAGUACCACCAAUGUCAAGUUCGGGGAUUAUCAAUGUAACAGCGCAAUGCCUCUGGUGCAACACCUGAACUUUAUUGGUAAGAAAACAAACCCUCGCGCCAUUGCUAACGCAAUCUUAGGCAAAUUAAAAGAGUCGCCUGUUGUCGAGAAGUGCACCAUAGCUAGCGUCGGUUUCCUAAAUGUAAAUAUCAAGCGCGACUUUGCACAGCAUACCCUGAGCAGCUGGCUGAGGCAAGGCAAAGUUCCUCCGCCGCAAGUCACGAGAAAGAAGGUGAUCGUCGACUUCUCCAGUCCAAAUAUCGCCAAGGAAAUGCACGUGGGACACUUGAGGUCCACUAUAAUCGGGGACAGCAUUGCCCGGAUACUGGAGUACUUGGGCCACGACGUGUUGAGACUCAAUCACGUGGGUGAUUGGGGUACGCAGUUCGGCAUGCUGAUAGCGCAUCUCCAAGACGAGUUCCCCGACUAUCUGACCGUCGCGCCUCCGAUCCAGGAUCUUCAGGCUUUCUAUAAGGCCUCCAAGACCAGAUUCGAUUCGGACGAAGAGUUCAAGAAACGUGCGUACGAAUGCGUCGUCAAGCUUCAAGCUUUCGAGCCCGAGAUAACAAAAGCGUGGGAAAUGAUAUGCGACGUAUCUAGGCAAGAAUUUAAUAAACUGUAUACCCGACUGGACAUCAAAGCGACGGAGAGAGGCGAAUCGUUUUAUCAAAAGCACAUGGAAUCACUAGUCACGUUCCUGGAAUCGCGGAAUUUAUUGGAGGAAGAUGAAGGACGAAAGGUAAUGUGGGGGGAGGACAGGAGCAACGGAGUACCUUUAACCAUAGUGAAAUCCGAUGGCGGUUUCACGUACGAUACGUCGGAUCUGGCUGCUAUUAGGCAACGUAUCGAGGACGAGAGGGCAGAUUGGGUGAUAUACGUGACGGAUGCUGGACAAUCGCUACACUUUCGAAUGGUGGAGAGUUGCGCUAAGAGGGCAGGUUUCCUGAAGAGCUUCCAUAAAAUGGAUCACGUCGCCUUCGGUGUUGUUUUGGGUGAGGACAAGAAGAAAUUCAAAACGAGGUCCGGCGAUACCGUGAGGCUCGGCGAGCUGUUGGAUGAAGGCUUGAGGAGGUCGUUCAGCAAACUGAAGCAGAAAGGACGUGACGAAGUGCUGUCCGACGAGGAUCUCAAAACCGCCCAGGAAUCCAUAGCGUACAAUUGCAUAAAGUAUGCCGAUUUGGUGCACAACAGGAAUCACGAAUAUGUGUUCGCGUUCGACAAGAUGCUGGAGGACCGCGGCAACACCGCUGUGUAUCUGCUGUACGCCCUGACUCGCAUUCGCUCAAUCGCCCGAACGGCGAGGAUGCCACGAUACCAGAUGCGAGAGCUACUGGACAAGACGCCGAUCUCGCUGGAGCACAAGAACGAAUGGCGACUGGCUAAGGCGCUGCUCAAGUUCCCGGACGUGAUUCUCGAAGUCAGCAAGGACAUGUACCUGCACCCGUUGUGCGAGCUUUGCUACGAGAUUGCGUGCACGUUCACCGAGUUCUACGAUACCUGUUAUUGCAUAGAAAAGAACGAGCACGGCGAGAUCACGAAGGUGAACACGGGGCGUAUCCUGCUCGCGGAGGCUACCGCGAUGGUCCUAGAGAAGUGCUUCAACCUGUUGGGCUUGAAACCUGUCGAACGAAUGUGAAGCAGUGAAAACGUUUUCGAUUACUUUGCCACCGUAAUCAAAGAAGUACGCAGAAAUUUCAUUUGACACCGCAAUUUAAUUUAACUAAAGGAAGAAUACCAAUCUCCUAUUUCCUUUUCUUUUUCUUUUUCUUUUAUGUACUUUAGGAAAACUUGGUAAGUUAAUGCAAGUCUCCUGCUACAGAAGUAUAUAUAUUUAUUCCAAAUUUUUAUAUAAAGCAUUAUAAAUGUAAGGAGAAUAAUAAAUUAUAAUAAAUAAAACAUAAUUAAUAGGAAAGAUAAGUGUCUAGAUCAAGGCUGCGUAUGUUGCAUCACUUCGUAUGAUGAGAGUUCACUGAUGUUGCAUCAGCUUUGCUUCCCACUUCCUGCUUUAUCCUUCAAUAGCGAUGUAUCAACUUUAGUCUGAGUUUAAACGUGCGUUUAAAUUAUACGCGCGCAUAACCAAGGCAAAUGUUGAUAAACUUGAGAAAUUGAUUGAUCGCGUGAGUGAGUGAGAAUACAGAUGCACUUUCUUUCACAGCGAUACGUAACGAAGUAUAUCUGGUCGCGGCCUUCUAAUCCCCCCCCCCCCUGCGUACGAUCAGUUCUGCAUAUCCACGUGUUCGAUACGUGUGAUUCGCUUCGUACGACAUAUGCGACAGUGAAUUAUUAUUCGGAAUAAACGCUGCCACGAU